This is a messenger RNA of Colletotrichum godetiae, 1432 nucleotides long. RefSeq lists its product as uncharacterized. The record is from RefSeq and is a predicted model, not a curated record. The transcript is spliced from 2 exons. Lineage: Eukaryota; Fungi; Ascomycota; Sordariomycetes; Glomerellales; Glomerellaceae. Bases 93 to 1127 code for a protein of 344 amino acids.
CCGACGCUGAAGAAGGCGACGAGGGCGAAUGGGAAUCAGAAGACGACGAAGACGACGGCGAGAAGCGCUCAACAGACCUCCUCAACCUUCUCAUGUCCUUCCGCGAAGUCGACGCCACGGACCCGCGCGACCUCUACUUUGCGCUCCUCGGUCUCGCCCUCGACGGUGACAGAGAAGAGUUCCGCCCGGACUACUCCGCCACCUUUGAGCAGACGGCCCUCCGCUUCGGCCGCACCCUCCUCCACGAGCCUUUCAGUGAGGAACUCCUCGACCACGCCGGUAUUGCGGAGAAGCACAACGGCACCGGCAGCACGGCGGCAGGCUUCCCCUCCUGGCUGCCUGACUUCCGCCGACCCUGGCGGCGCAUGACUGUCGCGGACGCGGCUGAGUCCGAGGCCGCGGGCGAGACGGACUUUGAUUUUGGGUUUGAUCCUAAUGCUGAGGAGGAUGAGUUGCUUCUCAAGGGUAUCAAAGUCGAUACGAUUGAGCACAUGACCGCCGUUCCGCGCGCGGCACAUUUACAUGCUGAUCACCCGUCCCUGUGGGUGAAGCGCGACAUGGUGACGCUCUCGCAGCUGCUGGCCAACAUCCCCGGCUUCGAGGACUCAAAGUACCGGACAGGCGAGAGCGGCCUCGAAGCCAUCCUCCGCGCGCUGACCUUCUUCCGCACCGAGGGGGAGGGCAGCGAAGAGGACGAGAUCCCGGCCACGACACUGAAGCUGGCGUGGCGCUUCUGCACCGCCGUCGAGGAGGACGACCUCGAUGCCGCGCGGCCGGAGCGGGAUAUGCUGCGAAAGGAGAUUAUGAUGUCCGGCUGCACUGCGCAGGAAGCCAAUGAGGCUCUGGAGGCGGCGGCGCAGGUGUUGAUUAACCGUGUUUUCCCGAUGCGCGCGGCGCUGGAUUUGGUACUGGCCAAGGGCGGGAAAUAUGUUGCCAUGGUGCCGGAGGGGAGCGAGGCGGGCGAUGAGGUGUGGGUUAUGAAGGGGUGCAAUGCGCCGUUUGUGUUGAGGAAGAGUGGUGAGAGGGAGGGGAUGAAGAGGAUUGUGGGGGCGGCGUACGUGUAUGGGAUCAUGGAUGGGGAGGCUGUCGAGGGAGUUGAGGAGUUUGAGGCUGUGUCUAUUCAUUGAAAGGGGAGGAAUUGAUCAUGCCAGUCGAUCUGGGUGGUUUUCAUGGUGGUCGUCAUGACGUUAUGAAGGGGAUGGGGAGAAUAGGACGGAGAGACAAAAAGGGAUUAUAAGGGAUGGGUAUGAUGCCUCACAUAGACCCUAUGAAUCGGGGGCAAAGAGAUGAGUGUCAGAGUCUGAAGAAACCAUUUCAUCAGUUUGACAGAUAUCUUCUCGUUAUGAGUGACAUCUUGAUGGCCUCGGCAUGGGACUACUAGCCCGGGAAAUCUUCCACAAACAUUGGAUAAGCUUUGGAAAGUUUAAGGAAC